Salvelinus fontinalis (brook trout) is the source of this 5159-nucleotide messenger RNA. It is a transcript of the gene pip5kl1, whose product is annotated as phosphatidylinositol-4-phosphate 5-kinase-like 1. The transcript has 9 exons. Bases 2077 to 3558 code for a protein of 493 amino acids. Gene Ontology annotation, molecular function: phosphatidylinositol kinase activity. Gene Ontology annotation, biological process: phosphatidylinositol metabolic process. Lineage: Eukaryota; Metazoa; Chordata; Actinopteri; Salmoniformes; Salmonidae. The record is from RefSeq and is a predicted model, not a curated record.
UCUACGAUUUAGGUCAUAUCAUUGAUCACAUCAAAAGAUUCCUCGUAAAAUGUGUCAUAUGACGUUUUUUAUAACCUGUGUGCCCGAGUUUUUGUUCAGGUCACAGACGAGCUAAUGCUUUGUGAAAGGAGAUUUCUGGUGCAGCUUGUUGGGGGUUCCGCGCAGUGUCAUUAUCGCCACAUCCCCGCUUGCGCGCAUUCAUUGAAAGAACGGAUUGCGAUGUCAAUCGUGGAUAGGAGGAAUGCGCUGAUCUCGGGAACUAUAGAGCAGACACGGGAGGACCUGAAUUAGUGGCAUCGAUGAGCCAAACUGAGGCAAGAAUCAUCAUAUUUUGGAAUAUCUAUUACUAAUGUUAACGCAAAUAUUAAUUUAAUAUUGCUUGUUUUGUUAUGAUAUGUUUUUGACUAUAUGAACGUAGCCUACUGUAGUUUUUUUAUUCGUGCUAAAUUUACCCGUCGGUAUCCCAUGCGCGCAAUGACAGGCAGCGGAUAGACGACGGAAUGAUGUAUCCGAAUUGUGUGUGAAAAGUUUAAUUUAGUCAGCAAAGAAUAACACCAUAUUCAAACCAUCCAGCCAACAUUAUCAGGAAUUGUUGGCUGUAUCACCGUUAUGCGCCUGCAAUAACCCUUUUUAUCCUAUUGUUUUAUUGUAUGGCUAGUCCUAUAAUAGCCCAUAUAUUAUUGUGUACCCUACACAUGUAUAGGGUAUUACUAUAUGGCAAAAGGUGUAGGACUACUUUAUUAUGCUGGUAUACUGCUGUGGGUGUGGUGUGGUGUCAACUCGGUUCCACUGGUCAGUGGGUCAAUAUAGAGCAGUGCAGAUACUCAAAUUGGACGGAGUCCUCUCAACGAUUCUGCAUGUUGAUAAAAACAACCUAUUUUCUACCCUGUUUUAUCAAUGCUUUAUCCUUGAUUCAUCAUGAUUUAACAUAAUAAAACGACUAAUUAAACGGUUAUUUUGCUAAUAGAUGCUUGAAGCUGGGUACUCUCCAAAACAAGGACCUCAUUAGUUACAGCCACUGUGCUUGAACAGAUAAAGUGCCCCUAGGGCUUGCAGGGGCGCAUUGAGAGCAACAGCUACAUCUAGACCCUAGGGACUUGAACAGACUUGUUCCUCUCCUGCGUGUUGUCAAGGAGACAGCUGGUUGAUCCAUGAUCACUGAUGGUUCAUAUUUACAUACCCCAUGUGGGGGGAAGGAGGGAUACACUAGCAGGGCUGAACUGGCCAUCUGUCAUUUUGGGAAAAUGCCAGAUGGGCUGGUUCAUUUUUAGCCCAGUCUAACUCAGGUUUUUUGUGCAAAAUUAUCAAUUUUUGGCUAUUAAUGUGGGCCUCAGAGAAAAUAUGGCCUGGUGUAGAGGCCUUGAGGAAAAAAUGGGCCGUGUGGGAGCCUCAAGGAAAAGAAGGGGCAGGUGUGUUAAAAAUGUCAGGGUUGAUUUCUGGUCCCAGUCUGCCCCUGUACACUAGCCUAUAUUGACAGUCCUUAGGGAUUUCUGGUCUCAGUCUGCCCCUGUACACUAGCCUACAGUAUAUUCACAGUCCUUAGUGAUUUCUGGUUCCAGUCCGCCCCUGUACACUAGCCUAUAUUCACAGUCUUUAAUUAUGUGGCUAAUAAUGGGGGCCUCAAGGAAAAAAUUGCCUGGUGUAGGGGCCUCGAGGAAAAAAUGGGCCGGUGUGGGAACCUCAAGGAAUAGAAGGGGCAGGUGUGUUAGAAAUGUCAGGGCUGAUUUCUGGUUCCAGUCCGCCCCUCUACACUAGCCUAUAUUCACAGUUACCCUCUACUCGCUUGUUCCUAACAGGAAAGGCUUCUGUGGUCAAAUGUAUGUGGCCUGUUUGAUUUCACUGUCAGUCAAUAUCGGGCCAAUAAAAGCUCUCCAUUCUCUGAGGCCUAUAGAGCCAUUGCACUUUUGUUGCCGUGGUCACUUUCUGCAUGCCACAGGCAGCCCAGGUCUCUCUACGACACGACUGUUAUUUUCAACCUCUGGUUUGCCCAGCAAUGAGUUACCACACGUCAAUCGAUAGGAAGACCAACUUCUGUGGUCCAACUGGUCUUACCUGCGUAGUUGUCUUUUUUUGUAAAUGGCAUUACAUUUUAAUGGAGACAACAGCCCUUUUAGUGAUGUGGCAUUUUGUAGAGAUGGUUGCAAGUGCUGGUGCUUGAGCACUCAUUCUGGUGUGUGUGUGUCAUCCCCACCCCAGAUGGAGAUGUCUGGGGGUCCGGUGGGGGUGACGCGGAGGACUGGGACAGUGAAGAGGACGAUGUGGGGGGGCCUGAGGCAGCAGUGGAAGCUACUGGGCCUGUUUGAGAUUGACCAGCAGCACGAGUUCUACAGCCUCACCUCUAUGAUGAAGGAAGGCCUCUCUGCAGCCGUGCAGACCACCAUCGACAACCCACCACCGGAUGAAUUGUCAGAAGAUGAUUACAGAUUGGAGCUCACUCAAAUACAUAAGGACUUUAAAAUGGAGACGUUUGCAGGGCCAGUGUUUGCCAGCUUGCGUCGCUCCCUGGGGAUGACAGAAAAGGAGUAUCAGCACUCUCUCUCCUCCGAUGGCUCAUACCUGCAGUUCAUCAGCAACUCCAAAAGCAAGGCUGACUUCUUUCUGACGAACGAUAAGUGUUUUUUCCUGAAGACCCAGAAUAAGAGAGAGGUGAAAUUCCUCUUGUCCAAUCUGAGAAUCUACAUGGAGCACUUAGAGAAGUAUCCCCAUUCACUGCUGGUCAAGUUCUUAGGUGUCCACAGGAUAAACAUUUCCCAUAGGAGGAAGAAGUACUUUAUUGUAAUGCAGAGUGUUUUUUAUCCUGACGAUCGAAUCAAUGCCAGGUAUGACAUCAAGGGUUGUGAGGUGAGCCGGUGGACAGACCCAGCCCCUGAGGGUAGCCAGGUUAUUGUUGUCCUCAAGGACUUGAACUUCAAGGGCCAGUAUAUCACUCUGGACCAGCAGCGGCCGUGGCUGCUCCGGCAGGUGGAGAUUGACACGUCGUUCUUGCAGAGACUCAACGUGCUGGACUACAGCCUCCUGGUGGGCCAUCAGCCCCUGCACCAAGACGAACGCCACCAGGGCCUCUCCUUUGCCACCCUUAUCAUGCGCACAAAAAAGUCAGUGAUCACUGGCUCAAGCCCCACCCAUGCGGACAUGCCCACUGUUCCAGGGGUGGUCCCAGAGGAAGACUCCACGCUGUUGGUGUCAGAGAUGGAUGGCGGGACAGGAAGUUGCAGCAUUGCCGAGUCACGGGGAGGAAGUGACCCGGGCAGUGCCCUUUCCGGGAGAACCUGUACUGAGCAGCCGGCCGGGUCGGUCACAGAUUCGAUGGUGCUCAGGGACUUCCAGGCCCAGAACCGCCGGCUGCUGCCCAACUUCAAGAACCCGCUACACGUCAUUGACGGACCGGAGCAUCGCUACUUUGUGGGCAUCAUUGACAUCUUCACUGUCUACAGCUUCAAGAAGAGGCUGGAGCAUUGGUGGAAGAGACUGCGGCACCCAGGGCAGGCCUUCUCCACCGUCAGCCCCACCUCUUACUGCCUUAGGCUCUGCCAGUGGGUACAGGACCACACCAAGUAGACUCAGAAAAAGGGGAAGACGAGGAUGGUUUGUUCCAGUUGCAGGCUGUCUGCCCAAGAGCAAACAUUUGUACACACACAGUAGCAGGCUGUCUGCCCAGGAACACCACAUUUGCAUGCACGCAACUUGGACACUGACCAGAGACAUGAAGCUAUGCUUUUAAAGCGCUGUAAUUUCAGAUUGAUCAAGGAGCAGUUACUUUCAUGUUUCCACAUCUCCCGACCAAAGCUAAAACAAAUAUAAACCAUUAUAUACAAAUAUAAUAUUCACCAUCGCGAAUUCAUGGGUUUCCUUUUCAUAUUCUUUGUUAAGUAAACAAAGAAAAAGGUGUGACAUUUAUAAUCAAGUGCUAUGAAUUAAUUAGCUGAUUUUCCAAAUUAUAAUCGUUUUUUAAUUGUUGAAGUUCAAUUAGUAAGUGAAUGCUGAACACCAAAAUAAUUGUACAAAUUUGCCACCUCAUAUGAAUUUUUUUAUUAUUACAAUUGAACUUUGAAGUGUUUAUACCUGUGCAAUUUUGUUGUAUUUUUAAAAGUUGUGUUUUCACUUUUCAACUGACCAAGUGAAUAUACUCCCGAUAUGACUGUGCAGUGUGUAUGUAUAUAUUAUUAUAAUUUUUUUCUAUUCUUUGUGCGGUCAUGGCAAGGUCAGUAUAAAGGGUUAACGUUUAAAAGUAAUGACAAACGGUAGUCAUAAAGGUUCUGUUCCCUACUCAGACAUUGCUGACGCAUGUCAGAUCUUACAAUGCCUGGAUAAGUAUUUUACAUAUCAGCUAACCACAUCAUAUGUCAUAGGAAUCUGGUGCCUGACUGCACAGUCUAUGACGUGGCACGCAACCAUUGGUUGAUGCAUGCAAUGUCUGAACAGGGGAACACAACCUUUAUAAGACUGCCUUGUUCUUAUGAUGACCAACACAUUUUUUAAAGGGAAAGUUCACUUCUGGAAAUUGUAUCUUAUUUUUUACUUACCUAGGUAAGAACCUGGACACCCUAGGUAACACCGUAGGGAAGUUGAAAAUACACAAAAAAUUGUGAACUAUCCCUUUAAUGCCAUGUUGCCUCAGAAGAGAUAUUACUCACACUGUCCAGAUUUUAUGGUGAAUUGUAGGCUAAAGACUUAGUCUUGCUGUUAGGAAAUAUAACACAAAUGUGCUUUAAACCUCUUGAGGUGCUCCAUUCUGUACCUCACCCUCGACUCCCUGUGUCAGUCAGGGAAAUAUGAGGAUUGUUUUUAGGGGGUUUUCACAACUCUGUCUGGGUCUGAAUGUUGUUUGAAAGUAAGGCACUGCAUUUACAGGAUUUAAGUUGUCUAGAAACAGAAAUCUAUUCUAUCCAUGAAUAUAAUUUACUUUACAUCCUAUUUGAAUGUAAGAUGUAGCAUAAAAAACAUACACACAAAGUUGGGGAAAUAAAAUACCCUGAUUUGAGGACUAAGUUAUGUGGUCAUUUUCACAACAUAUUCACUAAUGUAAGCUACUUCGUAACGGUGUGGAUGGCUAACUCUAACUCAACUUGUUGACCCCUGGUAAAGUCAUGUUUGUGCCUUCUGUCUAUAAUAGGCGUGUGCUGAAACCUUUGCUCAAUGCAUAAAGAACUUUGAGUUAA